AAUCAGUACAGUCUACUCAACAGACGAGUACCACAAAAGGAAGACUAAUCCAAAUCUCCGAAGACUCCACAAUGCUGGGAUCAGUUUUCAUCUUUGUACUAGCGUUGCUAGAGCUGACUGCCGCACAAAUCACGGCUAAUUGUGCUCAACUGGAGCCCAUUUCUGUUGGUGAAGUAGAGUUUGUCGAGAAGAAAGACGAUGACUUUGAUCAGGUUAUAUUAUCAAGUGUCGCCCGCCCCUCCACUAGUCCCACUCAGACCGAGGCGGCCAGCUUGUAUUAUGACUCAUUUAAAGCUGGCACCAUUGUACCCGUCGUGGAACCGUUAUCAGGAUGUCAAGGUGACACUGGAACUCCUGGCUUCACCCAGCUAGCAGAAGUGAACCUGUAUGUGCGGUACUUGCUGUAUCAAGACUGGUACAUUAAUUACAUAAAAUGCUGCCCCGCCUCCCAGAACUAUGGCUGCCGUGGCGUCAAGACACCGCAUCCAUGUUUUUACACCUCCAUCAAAGGCAUGUUCGCCUGGUGCUGCCCCCUACAGAGGGUCGCCAUCACCAACUGCAACUGUGGGAAAUGUCUAAUGUUCUGCAACGAUUGUUUCUACCUUGGCCAAUGCAAAAGGCGCUACACCUACACCAAGUUUGCCGCCGUCUGCUUCAUCAGAUGGUGGGGUACUGUCAUCAAUGUGGCCAGUUACCUGCCCACCAGCUGCUACUGUAGGCAGACUUAGGAGCAGACGAUCUGCAGAAGUCCUUAUCCCAAGAGCUACGACAAGCAUGCAUUUU
Messenger RNA from Physella acuta, 783 nucleotides. RefSeq lists its product as uncharacterized. NCBI's taxonomy places the organism in Eukaryota, Metazoa, Mollusca, Gastropoda, Physidae. The record is from RefSeq and is a predicted model, not a curated record.